Mycotypha africana is the source of this 957-nucleotide messenger RNA. Its product is annotated as armadillo-type protein. Lineage: Eukaryota; Fungi; Mucoromycota; Mucoromycetes; Mucorales; Mycotyphaceae. The record is from RefSeq and is a predicted model, not a curated record. The coding region runs from base 1 to 957 and encodes 318 amino acids. Gene Ontology annotation, biological process: peptidyl-hypusine biosynthetic process. The transcript is spliced from 5 exons. Gene Ontology annotation, molecular function: deoxyhypusine monooxygenase activity.
AUGUCUGACUUUUCGAACGUAGAUUAUCAACGACUUGAGGAUUCACUCUGCAAUACCUCGGGUAACGUCCCACUCGCUGAACGUUUUAGAACGUUGUUUACCUUAAAAAAUAUAGCUACUGAUCAGGCUAUCGAUAUCAUUGCAAAGGCCCUAAAUGAUGAGUCGGAAUUGUUGAAACAUGAGUUAGCCUACUGUCUCGGACAAAUUGGUAAUCCUCGAGCAAAUACCGUUCUUUCAAAAGUUCUCGAGAAUUUAGAGGAGCCUGAGAUGGUUCGCCACGAAGCUGCUGAAGCGUUGGGUGCUAUAGGAUCCCUUGAAUCCAUUCCCGUCCUCAAAAAACAUUUGAGCGAUCAGAGUCGAUCAGUUGUAGAAACCUGUGAAUUAGCUAUUGAUAAAAUUGAUUACGAUAACGAUCCUAAGAACAAGGCUGAAAAAGAUGCCAACAACAGCAUAUACAAUUCUGUGGACCCUGCACCGCCCACCACGGAAACGAAAUCAGUUAAGGAACUUGAAGCCAUUUUGGUCAACCCUGAAUAUAAAUUGUUCAAACGUUACAGAGCUAUGUUCGCGUUGCGUGAGAUUGGUACAACUGAAGCUGUUCUCGCUUUGGCUAAGGGUCUAAAGGAUCAAAGUGGACUAUUUAGACAUGAAGUCGCUUAUGUAUUUGGUCAGUUGCAGCAUCCAGCCUCUGUACCCGCUUUAACCGAAUGUCUUCAAGACAAGAAUGAAAUGGAUAUGGUUCGACAUGAAGCUGCUGAAGCAUUGGGUUCUAUUGCUACACCUGAAGUGCUUGAAACAUUACAAAGCUUCAAACAAGAUCAUGAACGUGUCGUUCGUGAAAGUUGUGCUGUUGCUUUAGACAUGUACGAAUAUGAAAAUAGUGGUGAGUUACAAUAUGCGAAUGGUCUCGAAAAUCAGCCUCAAAACAUGCAUUCCCUCAAACUAGGUCAGAGUUAG